Messenger RNA from Monoraphidium neglectum, 486 nucleotides. RefSeq names its product phenylalanyl-tRNA synthetase, beta subunit. The coding region runs from base 1 to 486 and encodes 161 amino acids. Lineage: Eukaryota; Viridiplantae; Chlorophyta; Chlorophyceae; Sphaeropleales; Selenastraceae. Gene Ontology annotation, cellular component: phenylalanine-tRNA ligase complex. The transcript is spliced from 5 exons. Gene Ontology annotation, molecular function: phenylalanine-tRNA ligase activity. The record is from RefSeq and is a predicted model, not a curated record. Gene Ontology annotation, biological process: phenylalanyl-tRNA aminoacylation.
AUGCCGGUGGUGGGCGUGAACAGGGAUCGCCUGUUUCAGGCGCUUGGUCGCACCUACACCGACGAGGAGUUUGAUGCCCUAUGCUUCGAGUACGGCAUUGAGCUGGACGAUGUGACGUCAGAGAAGGAGCUGCUCCGCAAGGAGCAUGGCGCCGCUGCCGGCGACGCGGCGCAGUUUGCGGGCGCGAGCGACGAGGUGAUCUACAAGAUCGACAUCCCCGCCAACCGCUACGACAUGCUGUGCCUGGAGGGCAUCGCGCGCGCCCUGAACGUAUUCAAGGGCCGCGUGGAGGCGCCGCAGUACCGCCUCGCCGACAUGCGGGGCAAGCCCAUGCAGCAGCUCAUCGUGCGGCCGGAGACGGCGCUGGUGCGGCCGUUUGUGGUGGCGGCGAUCCUGCGCGGCGUCAGCUUUGACCCGGUCAAAUAUGACUCGUUCAUCGACCUGCAGUCCCCUCUCCACUCACCGUGUUAUUCCUCCGCCCCCUGA